This is a messenger RNA of Cladocopium goreaui, 488 nucleotides long. The record is from the annotation of a GenBank genome assembly. NCBI's taxonomy places the organism in Eukaryota, Dinophyceae, Suessiales, Symbiodiniaceae.
CAAAUACAGCACCUGCAAAUCUGCCUGCAGCCGCCCAGAGGUAUGGCGGCACCCAAUGCUUCCUCGGAGGGACAUCAUGUGAUUUUGUCACCUUACCGCUUCGACGCCAAUGAGCUGCGGUGGUUGCCCACUGGGGAAGCAGCGGCCAAAGUGCGCAUGAGCAAAGAGGCAGCCAAGAAUUGGCGCUUGGUCCUGGGAAAUCAGAGCGUGGCGUUGUCGGAGAUCCGCAGCACCUCGAUGCUGUCGCCCAACUUCUUGAUCUGCCACGCCUUUGGAUUACGAGCGCUUCGAGCAGUACGAUCAGAGCAGUGUGCAAAGCUAUUUCCAGUACUAUGCCAAGUUGGCCAACCAACAAAACAUGCUUCAAGACGGAGUACGAACCUCCACCUACAACCGAGCCAUUGUGGAAAAUGUCGAUGACUUUCAAGGGAAGUUGGCCAUGGAUUUGGGUGCAGGAAGUGGCAUCCUUUCCUUCUUUGCCGUGCAGG